UGUUUUUCUUUAAUUUCAUCACAAUUUUUUUUUUUUUUUUUUUACAUUUGAAUCUUUUGACAUAUGGAAAUUAACCACUUAUAAUUUAAUGAUUACCGGUAAUCAUUAAAUUUUGAGGAGCCUUUGAUCUCAAGAACUUGAUACUUCGAGCACCUAACAUAGAUUAUUUAGCAAAGAUUGUGCUGUUGCAGGCUGUAAUCCGUGGUUUCCAACAUGAUGGAAGUCUACACCUACAAGCAAGAAGUCAGAAGUCUGGAAAGGUGCAUCUGUGAUCCUUGGGUUUGAAAUUUAUGUAUUCUUGGUGCUGAUCAUUGAAAAAAUGCUAAGGUGUUCAAAGAGGAAUUGUUUCGGGUCUCGAGGAGCGCUUGGGGUUAAUCAAUGUUUUUGCUAUCUCCAUGUCCAAUUGCUUCAUAGAGGUCAGUUGCUCAGAAUCCCCUCUUAUCUGGUAAAGAGGCGCAAACAACAUUUCCACCACCUAGACCUGUAUGGAGUUGACUUGAUACUCGGCUGUAAUGGAUUCAUUUGGGUUGGUGAACAUGUUGAAGCCAAAGAUGACAUGGUAGCGGAUCAAAUGAUCAAAUCCGAGCAAGAGAAUGCCAAUUUAAGUGGUUCGGCGAGUUCUGAUGAUCAAGAACAAAGUCACACAUCACUAGAGAUUAGGCAACAUUUAUGUAGAAUAGCAAAUGCAGUCAGAGUAUUAUCCACUCUGCGUUUCAUGGUUACUGCGGAACUGAUAACUAACUGAGAUACUUGAUUUGAGCAGGCUGCAUAAUCUUGAUA
This is a messenger RNA of Coffea arabica (coffee), 780 nucleotides long. Lineage: Eukaryota; Viridiplantae; Streptophyta; Magnoliopsida; Gentianales; Rubiaceae. The record is from RefSeq and is a predicted model, not a curated record.